Molecule: messenger RNA, 1011 nt
Organism: Lodderomyces orthopsilosis Co 90-125
Lineage: Eukaryota; Fungi; Ascomycota; Pichiomycetes; Serinales; Debaryomycetaceae
Exons: 1
Coding region: 1-1011 (336 amino acids)
Source: RefSeq, a predicted model, not a curated record
AUGUUCAACAAAAUUCAAACUUAUUUAUUACGACGUAUAUUUGAAGAUUUAGAUCCAAGUCUAUUUCAAACAAUAGAGGGUACAAUACUGCCUUCUCCAACUUCAGCAUCAUCAUUAUCACCGUCAACAGGUCAGGAUUCACAAGAGACUAUUCGUUUACACAAUAGUAUCGAGAUAAAUGAUACUACGUCACCCAGACAUUUCAAAAAUCAGAUUAGAGUCUAUAAUCAAAUAAUCAAUCUGGUUAAUCACUACAAGAGUCAAUUAACUGAUGAUAAUUAUAAGCUAGUAGUAUUGUAUUUUGAAUACUACUAUUUAAAUAUUAAACUUAAUAGAGUAAUUGAUGAUAACCCCAGAAGGCAAGUGCUCAAUUACAUCGACUACAUCCUAUCCUCGGUUGAUGACACAGUAUUAUAUACAACAAUAAUUGAAAUUGACAAGAUCCUACACACAUUCAACCAGACAUGCAAUUUACCACAACUAGAUGACGUAUUAUCCGAUUUUAAUUACUUUAUCAAACAAUUCCAAUCCAACAUUUCAAAAACCACGUUGAUCCAUGCAGUGUCAUUAACUUUUGCAUAUGAAGUUUUCCAAUAUCCCAAUAUGGCAAACAAGAUCAACAAUAAUCUGUCAACAAAUUUAAAGCAACGUAGACUUUUAAUUCAAUUUUCAAGAUUUUAUUUCAUAACUGCUUGGUUAAAUUAUACUCAAAAUAAAUCAAUGAAGUUUAUUACCUUGGAUGAAGUUGCUCAACAGUUUUGUCAUACUGAAUUUGAUAAAGUUGUGAAAGAUAUAAGACAAGGAGAAAGAGUUGUAGAGGAAACACUAAGUGGUGGGGGUCAUGAAGACCAAUAUAGUGACGAAGGUAAUGGUGGUGCAAUUGAUGAUCGAUUAAUACAAAUGUAUAAUGCUGGAUCAUUGGCUGGAUUAAGAAGCGAUGAAAUUAUUCAACUGUUUCAAGAAGCAAUGAAGGAAUAUAGAUUUAGAAGACAGUUAACUAAUAAAAAAUAA